Molecule: messenger RNA, 1930 nt
Organism: Pangasianodon hypophthalmus (striped catfish)
Lineage: Eukaryota; Metazoa; Chordata; Actinopteri; Siluriformes; Pangasiidae
Gene: hrasb
Product: HRas proto-oncogene, GTPase b
Exons: 6
Coding region: 296-865 (189 amino acids)
Biological process (GO): Ras protein signal transduction
Cellular component (GO): plasma membrane
Molecular function (GO): GTP binding; GTPase activity; GDP binding
Source: RefSeq, a predicted model, not a curated record
UAGAUUCGAACCUGGGCGGCAGCGCGCUGUAGUGCAGCCACAGCACAGCGCCUGAGCAGCGGUCUGCUUCACUAAAAACGCCCUAUACCUAAACUAGCGUUUGGUUAUUUAUUUAGUUUUAUUGUUUUAGCGACGGUGGUAUUCUUGAAGUAAACAAAGCCUGGGUUUUUGAAUUGUAUUUCCCCAGCUGUGGACUCGAAACCUCAGAAAAACAUCUCGGUGUGUCGACGGCAAGAAGAAGAAGAAGAAGUAGAAGCCGGGGCUGCUGUUGUAUUGUAUUACAAACGCUGUGAAGAUGACGGAGUACAAAUUGGUGGUUGUUGGUGCUGGUGGUGUUGGCAAGAGUGCGCUCACAAUUCAACUGAUCCAGAACCAUUUCGUUGAUGAGUACGACCCUACUAUUGAAGAUUCCUACAGAAAACAAGUGGUGAUUGAUGGCGAGACGUGUCUGCUGGACAUUCUGGACACCGCUGGUCAAGAAGAGUACAGCGCCAUGAGGGACCAGUACAUGAGGACAGGAGAGGGCUUCCUCUGUGUCUUCGCCAUCAACAACACUAAGUCCUUUGAGGACAUCCACCAGUACAGGGAACAGAUCAAAAGGGUAAAAGAUUCAGAUGAUGUGCCCAUGGUGCUUGUGGGUAAUAAAUGUGACCUACCAGCUCGUACAGUGGACACAAGGCAAGCCCAGGAACUGGCUCGCAGUUAUGGAAUUCCUUAUAUUGAAACAUCUGCCAAGACAAGACAGGGAGUGGAGGACGCGUUUUACACACUGGUGCGUGAAAUCAGGCAGCACAAGCUCAGAAAGCUGAAUCCGCCAGACGACAACGGCCAAGACUGCAUGAACUGCCGCUGUGUCGUGUCAUGACCAAGUUGCUUGCAUAAAAUGGAAGAGACUUUUGGAGCGGCCGCACUGCUCCAGCACUGCGAUGCCUCCACAGAUGUUAGAGGUCGGGACAGACUGUAUAAAAGGAAACCCUUAACAUUGGCACAAGUGGAUUGACUCUCCACAUUUGUUUGCUGAGGGACAUCUCUGACUCUGGCCUCCACUGGAGAAAAUUUACCUCAAAGACUAGUCUCAACACUGGGUUUGCUUGGGUUGUGUUAAGGACUGCCACACUAAAAUAUGUUAUCCCUACUAAAACACUAUCUACUCUGAACUGGAAAUAAUAACCUUGCCUAUCACCUCAUCAGCUUUGGACUUUUGACCAACAUACAGGGGGAAUGUAGAAUUAUUACCGUACUUAGAUUUGUGAACAUAAUGCUUAGAUUAGCAAAUGUAAUGUGGGGAAAAAAUACAACUUGUAUGCCAUUUCUUGAGAAGGGCCUAACUCAAUAUAAUGUACAUAUUUACUGACCUCUCUUGCAGCAAAAUACUUCACUGUUCCAGUGCAAUAGUUCAUAGUGUUGAUCAAGGUACAGUGAUAAGGGAACACACUGCUUGGACAUCAUUGAUUUGCACAUGGCAUAAGACUGUGUUUUAAGUGGGAGGCCACAUUUCAUAUGUGAUCCUCUUUUUCCUCUAUAUCUGUUGGUCUCUAUUUAAAUAACAAUGAAAAUUUAGGAUUCUAACACCAAACAUUUGACAAGGUUUGUCUGCUUUGUGAUCAUUUGUGCUUUUCUGGAGCGUAAAUACAUGGUGCCUGUAGGUUACUUUAUUUCACAGAGGGCAGACUCUAUCUGAAUUGCACAUAUUGCAACCAUAAAGCCAAAAGCACUUAUAUUUCUGCCCAUCACUGUGCUUUAUUGCUGCUCAGGGCACAGGGCUGAGACAGUGUGGUUCGGUUUGGAGUCUCUUAUCUUAUUGUGAAUGGUUUGAUUUCUGGUGGUUAUGUUCUUUCUACUUAUCUGAGUGUUUAGAAAGGACAAUGAAGUGCUGAUGUUACCAAGUGCUGAAACAUUAAAAUCAGUGGUCUUUUAGGGGUUACUGUGA